AUGCAGUGGCGAAAACACGUACGCAUCAAGUACGGUGGUCGAGUUGGUGUUGGUCAAGGGCAGCAAGAGGAAGACCAGGUGCAGGUGCACGAAGUGCAGUUGCAAGGAGAAAGGUGUGCUCGACUCAAUUACGUUUAUCAUCAACCUCGGCGUUGCAAUAUCAGUCCGACCAUAAUGCUUUGUUGUGGCCGGAGAAAAGAAGGAAGAGGAGAAGUAAACGACAUCAGUGCCAGUCCUGGUCGACAGGCUCCCACAACUCAAUUGCGACCUAAGGAUCCUCCUGCGAUGGUAAUACAGGGAGAUUUCCGAAAGGUUAGUGGGAUAAGCACAGAAAUUUUCAAACAAAUUGAAACGGUUGAAAAUGAUCAUGAUGCAUCAACUGCGGCUGCUCUCGAAGUAGUAGAAAGACGUGGAGAAAUGGUAGUUCGAACUAUCGAACCUCGACAAAUGGGCAGACAAGCUGCUGAAGCGGCUAAGAAAUUGACAGCGUUUCAGGACUCCAAACAUCUUAUACACUUCGUAGAGAUAAUAAAGAGGCCAGGUCAAACGUUGGGCUUGUAUAUACGUGAAGGAAAUGGGAUUGAUCGAAAUGAUGGUGUUUUCAUCUCUAGAAUAGCAAUGGAGUCAGCAGUUUACAACAGCGGUUGUUUGAAGGACUCCAAACAUCUUAUACACUUCGUAGAGAUAAUAAAGAGGCCAGGUCAAACGUUGGGCUUGUAUAUACGUGAAGGAAAUGGGAUUGAUCGAAAUGAUGGUGUUUUCAUCUCUAGAAUAGCAAUGGAGUCAGCAGUUUACAACAGCGGUUGUUUGAAGGUUGGAGAUGAAAUUUUAGCUGUUAAUCUUGUAGAUGUGACGCAUAUGAGCUUAGAUGAUGUAGUAAUUAUAAUGUCAAUACCACGAAGAUUAGUUUUGGCAACACGACAUGGACCUCAUCAAACGAUUGCUCAAACUCGUCAAAAUGAGCAUAGACCUCCACCCGUUGUAGUAAUCAAACGAGAACUUAAUGAGGAUGAAAGUGAUCACAUAACGAGUAACCAUAUUAGAGACAAUAACAGACGCAGAGGCGAUGGAAGAGAAAUGCUUCCAUCUCGAUCAAGACUUGGUCUCAAUGGUUUAGAGUCGAAUCAAGACAUUAAUACUAGCAAUGGUGAUCUCUAUUACAAUUCAAGGCCUGAAGGACAUUGGUCAUAUCAACCUCCACCACCUCCAAUCAUAACACAUCAACCAAAACCUUCUACAACUCAACAUUUUCAGCCGUAUGAACGAGGAUAUCCAAAAACUUUGGAAAGUUUAGCUGAAAAAGUACAUUCAUUUUACACAAGUCCUAUGAUGCCUAAUGGUAAUCGCCGAAUGUCAGCGAGUGGUGGUAUUCAAUCAACAGCGAACACUACUAGACUUUCAGGGCAAUCCCAAGGCUAUGGAUAUUCCCAGCAUACACCGAGUGGGAGAAUAAUGCCUCGGAGCGGCUCAGAUCAGCAUCUUACGCGAGUAGAUUAUUCAAAUAUUUCGACUCCAGCGCGACAUACUCUAUUGAGAUCAAAUUUGAAAUCAGGUUCUUCUACAUUACGAUAUAAUACGAGGUACGGAACUCAAGCUGAUACUUCAUCGACAUCACAACGAAGUCAGAAUCAAUUUGGGAUUCUUACAAGACGACACCGACCUUCUAUAGAUUAUGCUUCCGAUACUGAGGCUACUUGUUCUAACUCUCCAAGAUCAACGUAUUAUUAUUACAGACAAAAUAUGAAAGAUCAGUCUCAGAGUAACGCAGUAUCUCAUUUAGCAACAAUGUCAAGGACUCAAAUAGGUCAAAGUUCUGGUGGUUUGAGAUCUAACUCACUACCUCGAAGUGGUCGAUCCUUGCCACAACAGCCAAGUCUUCGAACAGGACUCACGACUGUCGCUUCAGGUCUUAUAGAUCAAGAAGACAGUGAUGGUGCGCUUUCAGCACCGGAGUUACCGUCAUUUAGAAGAGACAGAGGGAGAAUACCUUCUUCUCCCAGUGUAUUCACAUCUGAUGAAUAUCGAGCGUGGUUGAGUCGGACACCAAGUACGAGUGCGUUAUAUGAACAAAUAAGAGCAACAACUAGUAGACCACCGCGAUAUACUUAUAGUGCUGAAAAUAUUCACGCAGCAGUCAAUCAGAAAACAGAUUUAGGGAACUACGGCUCGUAUAGGCCUUUACCAGGUACGCUUGAUCGGCUUUCUACAAGAUCUGCAUCUGCUCAACAAGUUAAUUUAGCCAAUUUACGAGCAUCGACAGCUGUAAGUUCAACAUCACAUCGAGCUGGACCAGGACAAAGAUCUACUUCCGUCACUCCAAAUGCUAGAUCUGUUCUAACCAGUCAAAAACCUUCCUUGAAUUCAGUUGCUAAUCAGAGAGCUAAUUCAGUAAGAAGAAUCAGAAAUUUGUUAGAGCUGGAACAAACCAGAAAUAUACCUACACCAACGCCGACAAGAACACAAGAUCAAAGGCUGUUAGAUAUUAAUCCUUCCGAAUUUUUAAAGUAUAAAAUUGAAAAACCACCAACAGUUGGCACGCCUAAUUCAACAAGUUCAUUAUUGAGUUCUCUUGGAGAGUCAUCAAGUAGUGAUUUUGCUAGUGGAGUCAGUGGACUUCUUUGGGUCCAUCUUUUAGCGGGGCGUGGUCUGCGAUCAACGACUUCUUCAUCAGCUGCUACAACGCCAUCUACACCAUCAGGUCAACCAAAUAUUACUUCUUGUGGCUUAAGAGAUCUCUACUGCGUUUUAGAAUGUGAUCGAGUCCACAAGGCUCGUACGGUUGUACGAACUGGUGAUCUUAUGUUUGAUUGGGAUGAAACUUUCGAGUUGGAUUUAGUUGGGAAUCGUCAACUUGACCUACUCGUUUACUCUUGGGAUCCUCAACACAGGCAUAAGUUAUGUUAUAAAGGAUCAGUUCAUCUUGCGACAUUACUCAAAGAGUCUCCAAUACAUCAAUUAGCUCUUAAAGUUGAGCCAAGAGGAACUAUUUAUUUAAGAUUACGUUAUACAGAUGCUCAUCAGACAUUCAAACGACGAGGACUUCCGGUGAUAUCCUUAGCUACUAGAAUUGCUCCUCUUUUCGGAGUCGAUUUAGAUACAGUGGUGAGUAGAGAAAGUAAGACUGGCGGAGUACCGGGUGGAGUUUCUACAGCUUUAUCCGUGAAUAAUAAUAUGAAUAUUCCAAUAAUUGUAUGGCGUUGUGUAGAGGAAGUUGAAAGACGUGGACUCGAUAUAAUUGGAUUGUAUAGACUUUGUGGAUCUGCUACUAAAAAACGAAUACUUAGGGAAGCUUUUGAGCGUAAUGCUCGAUCAGUAGAUCUUUCUCCUGACAACGUACCCGACAUAAAUGUUAUUACGGGAGUACUCAAAGAUUAUUUAAGAGAAUUACCAGAACCACUUUUCACCAAGUGCCUCUAUCAAAUGAUGGUUGAUGCAUUAGCGGUAUGUCUCCCUGAUGAUCCGCAAGGUAAUGCUAAGCUAAUGUUUAGUAUACUUGACUGCUUACCAAAAGUCAAUAAGUGUACCUUGAUAUAUCUCCUAGAUCAUUUAGCGUUGGUUUUGUCUCAAUGUAACAAAAUGUCACCAGCUAGUUUAGCAGUUUGUUUUGGACCAGUAUUAAUGUUACAUUCCGAUGAUGCGACGCAUUUAGAUUUUCAACAACCAAUUGCAGUUUUAAAAUACCUCCUCGAAAUAUGGCCAGUGAAGUCAGUUCGGAAGACUUCUUCAGUCGGUUCAACACUUCCUCGAGUUACGCCAAUAAUCGGACUUACCAGCAGUACCAGCAGCAGCAAUAUUAUCAGCAAUCAUCAUCCAUCACUGCCGCAACUUCACCAAUUGUCUCAGCAUCAACAAAAUCCAGUAUAUCCGGGUGCAUUAACUCGAACCAUGCUGCCUUGGCAGCCGCCACUCUCACUUCAUCAUCCGCCAACCAAUUCAAAUCCUAUGGGAUACGGCCUAUCCACUCGUCCACCUCUACAAAUCAAGCAGCGACAGGUGGUAGUAUCGUCUCCCGGUUCACCUAGCAGUGAGGAGUCAGCUUCACCUGAACCAAAUAAUAAGAACUCACAAAAUAAAUUCAAUUCAAUAAUGAGUGCAACAAAACUAUCUACAGCAACAUAUAAUGAAACUACACCUUCAACUACAACAACAACAAUAACAACAACAACGACUACAACAACAAUUAAUACGAUUCGACACGAACAAAGCACGCCUACAAGUAGUGCGAAUACUGAAGAAGGCAAUAUUAAUUCAAGUGAACAUCAACGACGAAUCGAACAUGAUACUGAGGCUAGUCAUGAUGAUCUCAUUUUAAAAAAUAAUAAAUCUUGA
Molecule: messenger RNA, 4329 nt
Organism: Cotesia congregata
Lineage: Eukaryota; Metazoa; Arthropoda; Insecta; Hymenoptera; Braconidae
Source: the annotation of a GenBank genome assembly